CUCCAAUGAAUGCCAUUCCUUUUGCUAACAAUAUUGAUUGUAACUUUUUAAUAUAUAUCACAAAGAUCGAUCACUACCCUAAAAUACAUUCCCUAUUAGAAAUUCAGGUAGAAAUGCUACAUAACAAUCUCCUUAAAGGCAUCCAAAAAGGUUUUAUAAUUUCUCUAUUAUUGCUUAGGGAAUUCGAUUAUAGACUUAUUUAACCCAAAACUUAAAAUCUCAAUUCUUCAUCUCAAUCAUUAUCAAGACUUAGAUCAGAUACUCCAAUUACUAUUCGAGGAUCAAAUUAUCGUUACGUUGGUUAAAUAAAUGGCAAUUAAAAAGAGGGAUUUGGUUCAUAUUUUACAAAUGAACUUGAAUAUGAAGGUGAAUGGCGUAACAAUGUUUAUCAUGGAUUCGGAAAAUUAUACUAAGAUGGAAAGUUAUCUUAUCAAGGAUAAUUCCAAAAUGGACUUAAAAAUGGGGCUGGUAUUGAAUAUUUUGAUGCUGGCUCUUAUUUUGUAGGUAAUUUUGAAAAUAAUCAAAAAAAUGGGAUUGGAACUCUUUACAACAAAAAUGAAAAAUUAUAAGGCAUGUGGGAAAAUGAUAAAUUAGUCGAGAAAUAUUGA
Paramecium sonneborni is the source of this 608-nucleotide messenger RNA. Lineage: Eukaryota; Ciliophora; Oligohymenophorea; Peniculida; Parameciidae. The record is from the annotation of a GenBank genome assembly.